Messenger RNA from Solanum stenotomum, 1062 nucleotides. RefSeq lists its product as uncharacterized. The transcript has 5 exons. The record is from RefSeq and is a predicted model, not a curated record. The coding region runs from base 1 to 1062 and encodes 353 amino acids. NCBI's taxonomy places the organism in Eukaryota, Viridiplantae, Streptophyta, Magnoliopsida, Solanales, Solanaceae.
AUGUCCCGUUUUGGAGUUUCCGAUCAUCUAAUCAGCAUGCAUGAUUGCAUCCUUUGCUAUUUCUGCGAAACUCGAGUUGCAUUCAUCGAGGAUUUCAUUCCUAAUGCGGAUGACUUAGUGUAUGGAGGGUACAUUAAUAGAUUGUUUCAUUAUAGUGCACCAAUUAACCACCAAGGUCAUCUAGAACGACGUGAUGGAAAUACCCUACUCAAUAUUUACUGUGUCCAAUGUCAAAUGUGGUUCGGCUGGCGACUUGUUAGGACUAUCCAACAGUCGGAGUAUUUUGUAGUAGGAAGAUACUUUAUGAAAUUGGAGCUGCUUAUAUACCAGAGUGGUGAAACGUUGCGUGAUGCUGUCUUUGGAGUCGCUAAUGAACAGGCUCCUAAUGGAGGUGCUAAUGCUGUUCAAAACGGAGUCGCUAAUGAACAGGCUCCUAAUGGAGGUGCUAAUGCUGUUCAAAAUGGAGUCGCUAAUGAACAGGCUCCUAAUGGAGGUACUAAUGCUGUUCAAAACGGAGUCGCUAAUGAACAGGCUCCUAAUGGAGGGGCUAAUGCUGUUCAAAACGGAGUCGCUAAUGAACAGACUCCUAAUGGAGGGGCUAGUGCUGUUCAAAAUGGAGUCGCUAAUGAACAGGUUCCUAAUGGAGGUGCUAAUGCUGUUCAAAACGGAGUCGCUAAUGAACUGGCUCCUAAUGGAGGGGCUAAUGCUGUUCAAAACGGAGUCGCUAAUGAACAGGCUCCUAAUGGAGGGGCUAAUGCUGUUCAAAACGGAAUCGCUAAUGAACAGGCUCCUAAUGGAGGUGCUAAUGCUGUUCAAAACGGAGUUGCUAAUGAACUGGCUCCUAAUGGAGGGGCUAAUGCUGUUCAAAACGGAAUCGCUAAUGAACAGGCUCCUAAUGGAGGGGCUAAUGCUGUUCAAAAUGGAGUCGCUAAUGAACAGGCUCCUAAUGGAGGUGCUAAUGCUGUUCAAAACGGAGUCGCUAAUGAACAGAAUCGUGGUCAACAUCGAGCCGGGAUAGUGAGACCAAGAAGACUUAGACCAAGAUGGAAUAGACCAUAUUGA